Messenger RNA from Apis florea (little honeybee), 2660 nucleotides. RefSeq names its product odorant receptor 9a. NCBI's taxonomy places the organism in Eukaryota, Metazoa, Arthropoda, Insecta, Hymenoptera, Apidae. Gene Ontology annotation, molecular function: olfactory receptor activity; odorant binding. The record is from RefSeq and is a predicted model, not a curated record. Gene Ontology annotation, cellular component: plasma membrane. Gene Ontology annotation, biological process: sensory perception of smell; detection of chemical stimulus involved in sensory perception of smell.
CACAAGCUGCUACUUCUCUUUCGAAGACUGUAGAGCAAAAAGUUAUCCUUACGACAUAUGUUCUCUUCUACUCGAAGAUGAAAACCAGAUCAAAGUUGACACGAAGAGAAGUUUAAUCUGAUCGCGGCAAGAUUUUUGAUACUAUUAAAUUACAAUACGUAUUCGUUAAUAUACGAAAUAAAAAAACCUUAACGUCUUCGAUUCGAUUUCUCGAGACGAGUUGUCGCACGAUGAGGAGGCAGAUAUCGUCGUACGUAGAACUGUUCUACGACAAGAACGUGAUUUCAUGGAGCAAACGUCUGUUGAGCUUAUCCGGCCUGUGGCCAGAUAAUCGCAACGACGUUCGAUUCUUUCUCUACAUUACGUACGUCGUGAUCUUCACUUGGCUGGAGAUCGUGACACUGGUCCAGAAUAUACACGACCUUGAGAGGACAUUGAAAAAUAUCACGCUAUCGUUCCCAACCAUCUUGAUAGUGCUGAAGGCCGUGAUGUUCCGGAUGAAUAUGCAUCUCGUCCUACCGUUGCUGACGGUCGUCAAGAGGGACGUGAACGAGGGCCUGUAUCGGUCGCCGGAGGAAAGGCGGACGGUCGUCUGGUAUAACGUGGCCGCCACUUUAUUUUCCACCUCGUCGGCCUUGUCUUUAUUCUUCGUGCCCACGUUGUUUUACGCCAAGCCAAUCAUCGGCUGCCUUUUAUCGAAGUACAAUAAUUGUACCCUUCCUUUCGAAUUACCCAUGAAAGUGAAUAACGUUUACGAAAUAACGAAACUACAAACGUACGCCUUGUUCUGCGUCUAUUUGAUACCGACGAGUACAUUGUUAACGAUCGGUGCAACCGGGGCAGAUAGCCUUCUGGUGACACUAACGUUCCAUCUUUGUAGUCAACUUUCAAUCGUAGCAUAUCGCAUGAGAAACGUCGAUAUCGAACCGAAGAUAUAUUUUCCGAAAAUGAAGGCACUCGUUGAACGGCACACCGAACUUUUACGAUUGGCAAAUAUUUUAGCGAAGACAUUUAGUUCUCUGAUGUUUGUACAAACGUUAGGAUUAAUAUUCUCACUAUGCAUCGUGGUCUAUCAAUUACUUAUGACAAGCGAAUCAGGAGAAGAUAUGAAUACGAUACAUUUUAUAAUCUACUCUUGCGCUGUUAUACUGUUAGCAUUCUGCUAUUGUUUCUUGGGAGAGUGUCUCAUUAACGAGAGUAGCGAAGUGCAAAUGGCUUGUUACUUUACUAAUUGGUACGAUUUACCAGAGCAGUACACGCGAUCUUUAAUAUUUUGUAUCGCUCGAGCGCAGAAACCGUUAUACCUAACAGCUGGCAAGUUUUACGUGUUUUCUUUAGAAACUUUUGGCGUUGUAAGCUAUCUCUCAAUUAUAAAACCAUCCAACGAUCAUUGUCUAAAUUCUUCUCUUACAUUUGCUUGAUUUAUUUGUAGAUAGUAAAAGCAUCGAUGGCCUACCUCUCCGUUCUAAAAAGUAUUAUUUGAACAAUUAACACCGAACAUUAGUUUAAUUUAUCAAAAAAAUAAUAAUAAAAAUAAAAACAAAAAAAGGACUUGUUCCAAUUAACUACGAAUACACGAGUAACGAUUAAAAUAACUUUAAGACAAUCAAAUCUUAAAAACUUAUUAAAUAUUAAAUCUAAUAAUUACUUAUCGUUUUAACGAUAAAAAAUUAAAAAUUUUGCCCUCCCUUUUAAUCCUCGCGUCUCUCUACACUUUUUUUACACUCGUAAAAUUUUUUCUUCUUUUUUCCCCCCCUUUCGUACACAUGCCAUGACCGCUUUAUUUCACGCCACGAUAAAUGAUGCACGAUUGACGAUGAUUAACCGAGGGAUAAGGUGUCGGGCCAGGAAAAGAAGAAACGUCAACGUCGACAAGGUGGAGUGGCUACAGAAUCCGAAAUGUCGAAAUCAAUAUUCUUCCCGUUGGAAGGCCCACUUCCACGAACUUCCUCGUGGCGGGCAACAUCGCGCCGAUAUAUCAGCUUCUCGGAAUGUGUCAUUCCACCUAAUCGUCGCCGAGCAGCGGCUCGUGUUUGGCUGAAGGAAUUAAAAGAAAAAUUUAUUUCGGUUUAUUCAAGAAAGAUACAGAAUGUACAACUGCCGAGGGAGGAUACAAAUUAUGCAUAUAACUCGUGCUUCACGGUAAAUAAUCGUCCCUAUUGCCAGGUCGAAGCACAUGGACCCUGCCGUCGUGCGUUAUCUCUUUACAACGACCUCGAUCCUACGAAUGGAGUAACAGCUAACGUGCAUACGGCCUUCACGAUACACCGAUCCCCUUUUCUCGCUACACCGCACUACACCGUCUCCACGGUUGCAGCGCGUGUGUACACUUUCAGUGGCAGGAACUUUCAAUAACAGUGGUGCAUCCUCCCGUGUUCACCUCUCCAAAAGCCGAAGAGAGAGAGAGAGAGAGAGAGACACGGGAUGGAUUCCAACUCGCACGCGGAAAUAAGACAGAGACGAGAGCUUCUUUGCACGCGUUUCAAUUCUACAACGAGAGAUAUACGGCCGAGCGUAUCGAUUCGAAAGAAAUUGUUGUUGCUUGCUGGUAUGCACGAUGGUAUGGAGCGAAUUCUUAGCGAUCGUGGCCGAAUCGUCUGGGCUGUAACGUUUUUUCGCACGAUGGGAUUAUAAAAAUAUGAAAAAAAAGAAACGAGAAU